CUAUCCUAGAGCACCGAUCCAUCUUAGACACCUGAUGAGCAUCCCACUAAAAGAUUCCGAGUCAGACUGAAAUACAUUCAUUAACUUUGCCAGAUAGGUUUUUGCUCAAAGAAGAAAUUGUUUGUUGAACUUUUGGAGCUAUGGGGCUCUCUUUUUGGUGCAGGUGUUUACUUUUGCUGGGUUUGAUAGCUGUACAUGGCCACGCUGCAGUUCAGACAUGCAUGGAUAAACACCAAGUGGUUGGGGUGCUGAGACAGAUGGAGAAGUUUCUGAAAGGUCAGGAGCUUCGAUUCACCGAGGGCUUCCGGAUCAUGAAGUCAAAAUUGGCAACUCUUCAGAAUUCUGUCUCCAAGUUGCCUCAAGCGGACCAGUCAGCUGCUCCUGCCACCUGCCAGCCCCUGGAAGAACUGGAGCACGGGACCAAGUUUGGAUCCAAACACUUAGCCGGGCACGAGGUGCAUUUCUCUUGCUCGCAGGGUUACCAUCUGGUGGGUUCGGCCACACGUGUGUGCCAGGACAAUGGCACCUGGAGCGGAGUAGACGCAAUCUGCAAAGAUGUAAGUGAAUGUGCAAGUAACCCCUGCCAAAAUGGAGGUACCUGCGUGGAAGGUGUUAAUCAGUACAAAUGCACCUGCUCACAGAGCUGGAGUGGCUCUCAUUGCCAGCACCAUACUCAGACUGCUCCUCCCGAGUGGAGCGUAAUGAACGAUCCAGCGUUCAGCCGAAAACCUCGCUGUGCCCAAGUGAACCGGGCCCAACACUGCAGCUGUGAUGCAGGCUUCCACAUGAGUGGCACCUCUGACAACAGCAUCUGCCAGGAUGUCAAUGAGUGUGAAGUCUACCGUCUGGACCAGGGCGGGACGUUGUGCGUCCAUGAAUGUGUCAACGUCCCGGGUUCAUACCACUGCUCCUGCCCCAGUGGCUACAAGUUACUCCCAGAUGGGCGGAGCUGCGAGGAUGUGGACGAAUGUUUAAACCAGCAGCACAACUGUAGCCGAGGAACAACAUGCAUCAACACUGGGGGAGGCUUCCAGUGCAUCAACCCAGACUGUCCCCGAUCCCAUGGCAACAUCACCUACGUCAAAACAUCUCCUCUUCAGUGUGAGAGGAAUCCCUGCCCUAUGGAAAGCCGCUCCUGCCACCUCGCUCCAAAGACCAUCUCUUUCCACUAUCUCUCCCUCCCCUCCAACGUACAGACGCCCGCCACCCUUUUCCGAAUGGCCACCACGGGGGCUCCGGGGCGCGCGGGGCCCGACAGCCUGCGCUUUGGCAUCGUGGGAGGAAACUCCAGGGGUAUCUUUGUUAUGCAGCGCUCAGACAGACAAACUGGCGAGCUGAUACUGGUUCAGCAGCUGCGCGGGCCGCAGGAGAUCAACGUAGACGUGGACAUGUCGGAAUACGCCGACCGUAUCUUCCAGGCAAAGCAUGUGGCAAGAGUCCAUGUUCUGGUGUCACCCUACAGCUUCUGAGGAAGUUAACUGUACUGAUCAUUUUCAUCCCAUAGCAUCCGCUCGCAGGCAAGAGCGUGCUUUGCUUUAGGAUUUUAGAAUGCAAGUAAGACUGUGCAAAUAUCCUAUUCAGAUUAUAAAUCCCAGUAAGAAUUUGGCAGCAUUAGAAUGCUACUCAGACACUAUCAAAUUGUAACCCCUCUAAGAUUCCCAUCGUCCUGCUCUUGUUAGAUGGACGGGAAUUUGAAGAACUUGUCUUGAAUUUGAACAUAGCAAAUCCAGGCGCCAGUUUUCCAACUGAUUUCUUAAAACUUUCCCAACACUUUCCAUUGGAAAAGAACAGAUUUUUAAAAAUAUUCAGUUGGACAAGUAGGACACUUUCCAUGGCACUCCAUGCAAAUUACAGUAUUGAGUACUUGCCAGAAAAUGAAAAAUUGAGUUAACUUGAAAUUUGAUUUAAUUAUAAAUAGACCUACUGUAUAUACAUACUAAACUCCUAAUUUAAGAAUGCUUUACAUUAUAGAGGCAAUACAAUUUCCAUGUUUUUUCCAGCCAAAUUUUGGCAUUUCCAUUUACAGUAUUUCCUCGAAAAGUAUCAAUUUCCCUAAUCAAAAAGCAUGAUUUUUAAAAAAAUUUUUUACGAUUGUUGUGUUAUCGCAUAAAACUACAACCAAUAGAAACAAGGACACUUGUUGUAUUAUAGUCUGGAUACAUUGCUGGCGGUUUUUGCAUUGUUUAUUUACAUCAUAUACUGUAUAUAAGCACACUAUUCAUUGCUACGAGUAUUUUGUUCUUCUAAAUUGUAGCUGAUCUACAGUAGCGGGACAUUACAUAUAGCACAUAUCAAACAGUGUAUUUUGAGGAUAACAACUGCACAAUUUAAAUUGUUACCACAUAAAUGAAAUAAACUCAGUAUAACAUUUCAGCCUUUGUUUAGUUACCUCACUUGAUCCUGAACAGUAUGCCAGUGCUUGUUAUCAAGUCAGCGUUAGGCAAUUAAACCUAAGCAGAAAAAUCCUGGAUAGUGAUCAAAUGUUCUCUGAACGGAUGAAAAAGCAGGCUUUAGCACACUUUCGAAGCAGCGCGGAGUUCAUCAGAGACAUGGGAACUGUCAAAUAUGUAAAAACACAUCUAAUUUUUCCCCCUCCCAAAUUCGAUGCUAAUGUUCAACAUGUGUGCUGUCUUCCUUCACUGUCUUCCCACAUCAUCGUCCAGGACUUCACGUUCGCCGUAAAAUUGUCUUUUCUGGAAAGUGGGCAUUA
This is a messenger RNA of Corythoichthys intestinalis (scribbled pipefish), 2710 nucleotides long. Its product is annotated as fibulin-7. The record is from RefSeq and is a predicted model, not a curated record. The transcript has 8 exons. Lineage: Eukaryota; Metazoa; Chordata; Actinopteri; Syngnathiformes; Syngnathidae. Gene Ontology annotation, molecular function: calcium ion binding. The coding region runs from base 141 to 1469 and encodes 442 amino acids.